Molecule: messenger RNA, 1205 nt
Organism: Phytophthora sojae
Lineage: Eukaryota; Oomycota; Peronosporomycetes; Peronosporales; Peronosporaceae
Exons: 2
Coding region: 20-1138 (372 amino acids)
Source: RefSeq, a predicted model, not a curated record
CGCCGCCCCGCAGAUGGCCAUGAACCGGGCCUACGCGGCGCCGCAGCAGUUCCAGCAGCCGCAGGAGCCCAAGCAGAUCACGACGGAGCAAAUCCAGGCCAUGCUGGACGAGAACUCGAGUCUCAUCGUGGAGAUCAUCGAGCUCAACACGCAGAUCAAGCAUGGCAAGGGCACGGCCCAGCUGGGGGAGUUCACGGAGAAGCUGGACAAGAAGCGCAAGAACCUCAACAAGAACCUCAUGACGCUGGCCAAGUGGGCCGACGAGUCCUCCGAGACGUCCCCCAGGCAGCCGCAGGCUUACGGCCAGGCCCAAAUAGCACAGCAGCAGCAGUACGCGCGCGCCGAAAUGAUGCAGAUGCCCAUGGCCAACCAGGCGCAGUACCAGGCCCAGGCUCAAGCGCAAGCGCAAGCGAGGGCCCAAGCUCAAGCGCGACUUCAAGCUCAGGCCCAGGCCCAGGCUCAAGCCCAAGCUUACGCACAGGCUCAGUACCAGGCGCGCAUGAACCCUAUGAUGGCUCAGCAGUACGGCCAGAUGAACGUCAUGGCCCAGCAGCAACAGCAGCAGCAACAACAACAGCAGCAACAGCAGCGGUAUGCUAACGGCGGCAUGCCCUACGGCGUCCCGGGCAGUGGACCGAUGUCGCACCCCGUCCGCAUGAGCAACGCGAUGCAGAUCCCCACGAGCUACGCAGACAAUCGGAACGCUAUGGCGCCCAACAUGGGCUUUCAGAUGGGCCCGCAGGGCUACGGCAUGAUGGCUCCGACGCAGAUGCAGCGCAUGAAUCCCGCGUCGCAAGGAAUGGCCCCGCAGAGUAUGCCUCAGCAGGGGAUGCAGCAGCAGACCAUGCCCCACCAGAGCAUGGCAAUGGGGCAGCAGAACAUGGCGAUGCCCCAGCAGAGUAUGGCGAUGCCGCAGCAGAGCAUGGCCAUGUCGCAACAGAGUAUGGCAAUGGGGCAGCAGAGUAUGGCGAUGCCUCAGCAGAGUAUGGCGAUGCCCCAGCAGAGCAUGGCGAUGGGCCAGCAAGGAAUGCCUCAGCAGGGGAUGCAGAUGCCCCAGCAAGGCAUGCCUCCCAUGCAGAUGAACGCCCCGCCGAACUCGGGCGCGAUGACGGACGCUUCGGGCCGCCCAAGCAGCUAGGCGCUCCAAGAGUUCUAAAGCCCAUAGCUAACACGUCGUCGAUGAAGAAUCCAUUUUCACUAUACUU